AUGGACGUCGAGAAUAGACCAGGCUUAUUUGCGCCCACACAGGCAGAUGCCAGUUACCUUUACCAGUCAGGAGCGUCUAUUUACAUUGCAGACAAGCGUUCAAGGCAAGAUGUCGCCUUCACGGUUGCAUAUGUCGUGUUAGCAGCGGUGACGCUGUUCUGGGGCAUCGUCGUCUUUGCGAAAACGGAUACUAACGGGGAGCUUUAUACGAAUGGUUUCUACAACAGCAGCAUGACUUGCGACAUUAAGCAGUAUAAAGCAGUCCAACUUAGCCCGACAGACGACAAUUUAAAUGAAGACGCGACCUUCGCGAAGGCCUUCAACAAGGCUGUCGCCGUUUUCCUACCCAUCUCCGCGGCGCUGGCCAUCGUAUUGUCCGUGCUGUACCUGGUCCUGUUCCGCCGCUACGCCAAGGCCAUGGUGAUGCUUUCCAUCGUGGUGUCCCUAGUGUUCUCGUUGGCUCUGGGUAUCGCGUGCUUUAUCCUAGGAGCGCCCGUUGUGGGCGUCAUCGUCAUCAUCUUUGCGGUGAUUGCCGCCGUGUUCUACUUUUGUAUCCGCCGUAGUCUGAAGCUGUGCGCGGAGCUGCUGGCGCUGUCGGCUCGCUCUAUGUAUGAGAACGCCGCCCUGGUACCCGCGGCCAUCCUCAUCAAGGUGGUCGGCGCCGCUAUCCUGCUGUUCUACUUUGCUGCCUUCAUCUGCGCGCUGCAAAUUGGAAGUCCGAAGCAAAACCCUGCGGUGUUCGGUGUGUUGGAACUUGAUGAGGACGCCCAGACUGGCAUUUGCAUUGACGCCAAUGGGUUCAGAGUGAACUGCUGCGUGUUUGAGACCAAGACCUGGGCAGCGGCCUACUGCGUCUUCUGCGGCAUCUUCACCUCGUGGACCACCAUGCUCAUUCUGGAGAUCAAGCUCUACACGGUGGCCGACACGCUGGCGCAGUGGUACUUCUCAGCCCCGGCGCCAGGCAGCAGCGCGGCUGUGGGUUUUGGCGGCAGCAGCAACCUGGCUCGCGGCAAUGUGCGUAUGGCCCUGAGGCACUGCCUGACCACCUCGUUUGGCUCGGUGGCGUUCGCGUCUGCCAUCAUGGCCAUUAUCAACUUUCUGCGUAGCUUGGCGCGGCAGAUGGCGCACAGGAACAUUAUCUUGGCGGUCAUCAACUGCUUCGUGCAGGGCAUUCUUGCGGCGCUGGAGAAGUUUACACGCUUUGCCACCAUCGCCACGGCCAUCACAGGUCAGGCCUUUGUUCCCUCGGCCCGGGCCGUUUUUGAGACGCUGUCUCGUAACUUCCUGCAGACAUACACCAUGUGGUGGGUUCCGGACCGCGUACUGGGCUUCACCGUGUUCCUCAUGUCGCUGUCCUGGGGCGGCAUCGUCGUGGGCGCUACCUACGGCAUGACGAAGAACAAGGGCGGUGCUACCGAGUGGGGUGUGCCGGUUAUCGUCGGAAUUCUGGCCUUCGUCCUCAUGGCUUACUUGCUGUCCUUCGUGGCGGGAUUACUGCUGGAUGCAAUCAAUACGCUCUACAUCUGCUACGCCUUUGACAAGGACCAGCGCCGAGUAACUCACGAGGAAGUGCACAGCCUGUUUGCACAGGUUCCGGGUCUCGCGGUGCAGAACCCCGAUGGCAACAUCAUGUACGGCGCCCCGGACCAAACCCCCCAGCCGCACCAACCCCCUCCGCAGCAGCCCUACCCUAUGAUGCCGCAGCAGCCCUACCCUGCGAUGCCGCAGCAGCAAUACACGGGGCCGUACAGCGCUGGGUACCCCGUCCAGCCCGCAUAUCCGCCGCAGCAGGGAUACCCACCACAGCAGGGAUACCCACCACAGCAGGGAUACCCACUACAAACCGAUGCCCGGAUUUAAAGCUGUGCGCGCGUAUAUGAGGGAAGGUUCCGGCCGCCGAGAAGGUUAUUCCGGAUCCACGUUCCAAACUAUGGAGCGGUCACCCGAGAAGUCAGGGCUGGUAAGGAGCUCAAGUCGCGCAAAGAGCGCAUAUUGUACAUGCAGGUACGGCAAAAAUAUAUGGUAGCUAAGUAGCGCUAUGAGGCGGUUGGAGCAUUUUAUGUGGUUAGCAGCGGCAACAGCAGCAUCUUGGCGACUUAUUUUGCCGACUGAAGCCAUGGAGUUUUGCGUUGUCAGCCGCAGCAGCAGCUGUGGCACGAGCAACAGCAGCGACGGCGAUAGCAGUGGCACACGAAGGCAUGAGCUAAAGCUUUGAGCCUUGGGCUUGCGCUUGGCGUCAUGGCGAAGGGGCUGCUGUGCAGUAACAGGCGUUGUGAAGAUCAUAUUCGUGGCAUGUUUCUCAUUGGCCUGAGAAUGGCUUAAGGUCCACAGCUCUGGGUGUCCUAUGCCGCCCGCGGUGCAUGUACACGUUAUAUUGUUUACUCAAUUCAUGCGUGGCGAUGGCCCUGGCGACAUUUAACGGGCACACCGACAUGAGCGCUUUGCUAUAAAGUACGGGGCCUUUGGAGCAUGCUUGUGGGAGGACGCCUCGCAUUAAGGUCUUCCGUCUGCUUGCGAUAUGCGUUAUUUCAGAGGCGCUCCAGGGCGUUAAGGGGUAGGCGCACUCAACAUGGCGUGUCCACAGUUUCGAAGUUGUCCUCUGCCACCGGAAUCUAAGAUGGCAAAGGCAUAGAGGGGUAUAUACGGCUGCUGCGCUCUGGGGAAGGUGAGGGAUCAAGGUGGUAAGGAGCCUGUGUCUCUGGAGUUUAGGUUGGGGGUUGCUUGUGCAAGUCGACGGGUAGGGAUAGGCUUUUGCUGAUAUCCAUUGGGCGGAUUUGGCACGUAGGAGCCCGUGUCAUCUAUCAGCCCGGGCGUAAUCCCGCUCCGCGGGUGGGUGUCCUGGUGGAGGAGGAAAGGGUCACUUUGGGAUGGGAAGGUGGUCUUCUGUCAAGGAGGAGAGCCCGCUGGACUGUGUUGGCGUGCUUUGCGGCCAGUCCACUUGGGUAGUGUACAGUCGUGCAGCUGAAGCGUGUGGCUAGAAGAUAUGCCAUGAAGUGAUGUGAAUGUAGGCUUUGGCGCUCGUUCUUCUUCUGGUGGCGGUGUUUCUCUUGUACCCCUACCCGCUGUAAACACAUAGUUGCUUUCACGUGCUAAGCAUGUGUGGGAGUGGAUACAACCGUACCACCCCGCAAGAGGCAUAUAACGAUGCAAUGUUUUGGCAGUAAUUAUUGGGGUGGAAAUCCGCAUGUCGAUCUGCGUAGUUGCCCUGGUACGAAUGCGAAUGCGUGAUGAUGUACACCGCUUAAUUAUGUAUGGCCCAGUUCAACGCCUACAUGGUGGGGUAUUUAAGCUGCUCCUGCAUACGCUUGUCAGCUGGAACGUUUCCAGUUGCAUGGGAGCAAUCUAUGCACCUGGGUACAUAGAAGAAUAUUUUUCCUUCGACGUUGUAUCCCCUAGCCGAGCCAAGCCGAGGUGCUGGAUGAGCUACGGGAUGAUCAAAUGGUCAUGUAAGUGUUUUCUAGGCAGUGCAAAUGUGGCAGAACUUCGUUUGCUGCGUAUGGUGAAGUAAGCUGUCUUAAUCGCAGCCAGCUCGGGAUGUCUCGGCCUGAAGUGUUAUUCAUGAACAAUACGGGUGCUUGUGUUUCUCCUCGAGUCCCGCACUUUUACCUUUGCGGACAUGUAAUGCACCUCUCCCCG
This is a messenger RNA of Volvox carteri f. nagariensis, 3636 nucleotides long. RefSeq lists its product as uncharacterized. Gene Ontology annotation, cellular component: membrane. The record is from RefSeq and is a predicted model, not a curated record. NCBI's taxonomy places the organism in Eukaryota, Viridiplantae, Chlorophyta, Chlorophyceae, Chlamydomonadales, Volvocaceae. The coding region runs from base 1 to 1860 and encodes 619 amino acids. Gene Ontology annotation, molecular function: transmembrane transporter activity. The transcript is spliced from 12 exons. Gene Ontology annotation, biological process: transmembrane transport.